AUGGUACCACCACUGGAUUUCAAUUGGACCAAUUUCAGCCAAAUUGAGGUCCAUUUGGAAGACAAUGAGUUGGAAAUGGUCAAUUUGACUGGGUACCACAAUGUGACAAAAUUAUUCUUGUCUAGGAACCAUCUAAAGGAAUUGUCUUGGGUACCACCAAACAUACAGGUACUUCAUUUGGACCAUAAUAACAUCACUCGUUUAAAUUACGACACAAUUCAAGUUUUAAAUUCGACAAAUUUGACUCUGGAUCACAAUCCAUGGAUUUGUGAUUGUGGUACCGAAAAUUUGACAAGUUUCAUCAGGAGUCACUUCAGACAGGUCAAUUACCAUUCCGUUUUUUGUGCAAAUAGUACCAAGAGACUCAUUGACUUGACCCGGUCCUCUCUAUGCCCCGAUUUGAGCCUCAUUUACCUAAGUCUAGUCGCCAGUUUUGUGGAGGAUUUAGACAAAGACAAGUUAUUUGACGCUUUUGUGAGUUACUCACAUAAAGAUGAAGGGUUCGUUGUGGGGACAUUGGUACCAAAAUUGGAAUCUGAAGGGUACAAACUUCGUCUACAUUUUCGGGAUUGGGUACCAGGAGAGAUGAUCAGUACCCAGAUCAUCGAGUCCAUUCAAGGAUCAAAAAGGACGAUUGUGGUUCUUUCAGGGAAUUUCCUGAAAAGUGUUUGGGCCAAAGAGGAGUUCAAACAGGCCCAUGCCGCGGGAAUGGUCGAAGGAAGAGUGAAAAUAAUUAUGAUUUUGUUUGGGGAAAUUGACAUUGAGGGGCUUGAUGAGGAACUCAGGUUGUAUCUCAGGACAAAUACUUAUCUCAAAUGGGGCGAAAGGCACUUCUGGGAGAAGCUGCAAUAUGCAAUGCCCCACCGGAAGCCAAAUUUGUAA
This is a messenger RNA of Tribolium madens (black flour beetle), 882 nucleotides long. RefSeq names its product protein toll-like. NCBI's taxonomy places the organism in Eukaryota, Metazoa, Arthropoda, Insecta, Coleoptera, Tenebrionidae. Gene Ontology annotation, biological process: toll-like receptor signaling pathway; innate immune response. Gene Ontology annotation, cellular component: membrane. The coding region runs from base 1 to 882 and encodes 293 amino acids. The record is from RefSeq and is a predicted model, not a curated record. Gene Ontology annotation, molecular function: transmembrane signaling receptor activity. The transcript is spliced from 4 exons.